AGAGCGCAGCACUGAGUGAGAGCGGUGUGCCGUCCGUCCCCAGGUGGGCAGGAUGGGCCCCGCGGGCAAACAGAGCCCGUCCUCCCUGCCGGUCCCCACGGGACGGUCUUGCCUCCUGCUCCUCUUCUGCCUGCGCUUGGGUGCCUCUUGCCCGCAGAGCUGCCAGUGCCCUGACCACGCGGGGGGCGUGGCCGUCCUCUGCAGUGGGAGGGGCCUGCAGGAGGUCCCCAGGGACAUCCCCACUGACGCUGUGCUCCUGAAGCUUGACGCCAACAAGAUCACCCGCAUCCCCAACGGAGCCUUCCAGCACCUGAACCAGCUGAGAGAGCUGGACUUGUCUCAGAACGCCAUCGAGACCGUCGGCCCCGCCGCCUUCUCGGGCCUGGCCGGGGGCUUGCGGCUGCUGGACCUGUCUCACAAUCGCAUCCGCAGGAUUCCUCGGGACGCGCUGGGCAAGCUCAGCGCCAAGAUACGCCUGUCCCACAACCCCCUGCACUGCGAGUGCGCCCUGCAGGAGGCCCUGUGGGAGCUGAAGCUGGACCCUGACUCGGUGGACGAGAUCGCCUGCCACACCUCGGUGCGGGAGGAAUACGUGGGGAGGCCGCUGAUCCAGGCUCUCGACUCUGGCGUCAGCUUCUGCAGCGUCCGCCACAGGACCACCGAUGCGGCCAUGCUGGUCACCAUGUUCUGCUGGUUCGCCAUGGUGAUCGCCUACGUCGUGUACUACGUGCGCCAGAACCAGGAGGACGCCAGGAGGCACCUGGAGUACCUGAAGUCCCUGCCCAGCACUCCUGUGUGCAAGGACCCCACCAGCCCUGCGCCCUAGUGCCCGAUGGCUCGAGCAGGCCGAGGCCCACCUGUCUCCCGUCACUCUUUUAGCAGAUGGUGACUGAGUCCCGCCUCCGAUGUUCCCCCAGGGAGGGUGACACAGCUGCUUCUGUCCAGUGCUUCACUCUUGCAGAGCACUUUCCACAGGGCAUGGAGCUGCUGCAACACCUUCAGGUCAGGCUCUUCUACCAUCAGAUCCACUGGCAGAUGGGGACGUGGGCUCAGAGAGAUGGAAGGUCCCGGACCGGAAGUGAUCCAGCUGGGAGGUAAAACCAGGCCGUCCAUCCUGAUACGUCCCUUCCGCUCUGGGAGCCUGUCCCACGGGGCACCCGUAGGGUGGAGUAGCAUUCAGAGAAGAAAGGGUGCGUGCCCACGAGUGAGGCUCCCCGAGGGGGC
This is a messenger RNA of Kogia breviceps (pygmy sperm whale), 1224 nucleotides long. Lineage: Eukaryota; Metazoa; Chordata; Mammalia; Artiodactyla; Physeteridae. The record is from RefSeq and is a predicted model, not a curated record.